GUUUCAUAUACAUGAAAAGCAUAUGUAGUAUUCACUGUAUAGCAAUACUAAAGUAAUGUCAUUGAUGUCAAAAGAUAAGCAAUAACAUAACAUUGUAAAUACAGACAUGUUAUAGAAACAGUUGUUGUAUCUGACUACUGUAUAUUUUAGGAGACUGAUUGAACUAUACCAGAAUAGGUUUGUCUCUAUCUAAGUAGUGCAUGUGGAUUGAGUGGGCUUGACUGAAAUAAAUCUUUCAGAUCUGCCUAAAGCCAACUGGCACUCAUCAUACAUAAUGUAACGGUUCAUCAUGUUGCCCAUCUGCUAAAAUCGUAUUUCAUACUGCAGGUCUAAUCCAUUCCCUGUGAUCAGGCAGCAUGAAACCUCCUGUGCCGACCAAUGUGACCUCAGGUGGCACGUAGCCUUCUCCUGCUGCUUCUCCUCCUCAUUGGGAAUGUAUAUUCAUUCUUUUAUCUCUAGUCUUUUAAUUUACAUUUCAAAAAAACAACGGCAUGUCUUUCUCUCAGUGAUUAAAUGUUGCUACUAAGUACAUUUACUCACGUACAAAUUUGAAGUACUUGUUUACUUGAGUAUUUCCUUUUACUGCCUCUUUAAACUUCUGUCCAUUUACAUUUCAAUGGAAAAUGUUGUUCUUUUUUACUCUACUAAAUUAGAUUUAGAGCUUUAUUCACUGGUUACUUGAUGGCUUAAGAUUUUACAUACAAAAGAUAUGGAAAGCUUAUGAAAAAUGACUGCACUUUUAUAGAUUAAACUACCUGAAAGUACAUAAAUAAUUCAAAUUAGCUCCACCUCGCUCCACCUACAAUAUUAAAAUCCUGCUUACAUAUUAAUGCAUCAGUAAUAAUAAUGUAAUACUAUACUAUGUAGUAACAUAACACUCGCAGGGGCCUUUUUUUUAAGCAUCAUCAGUACUUUUACUCUUGAUACUUUUCUGUAAAUACAUACCAUUGCAAUAAUACCUACAUACUUUUAGUGCUUCUAUAUCGCAGUAAGGCUUUGUUUAUUUAAGUAAAGGAUCUGAAUAUUCGCUAGUGUAAUAUGGAUAAAAAUUGAAACGCAUGUAUCUGUAACAUCACAUAUUGUACCGUGCUUGAUGUGCUAAGAGAUGUUCUUCCAAGAACACAGUGUAUUAAUUAUUGUUAUAUUGUUUAAACUUUGUCCUGAGUUUGUUGUUUUACUACCAAUGCUCCUCUGUUUGUCAUUUAUGAGGCAGGAUUGCUAUAACUUACUAUAACUUGCUGGUAAGUGACUUUCUUUUUUUUUUUUGGUCCUGUUUUUUCUCUUUUAUGUUUUUUAAAGCUAAAAUGUGAAUUUAGGCUUUGGCAGAUGACACAGUGAGAGCAGCCUUACUCAACAUGGGAAACAUGUCACAACUGGUCCAAGGCUGUCGAGAAAAAAAGAUUUGAUCCAUACUGAAAAAAUUCAACUUGACAUUUUGACCUUUGGUUCUUUAUUUUGCUCUGUUAGACACUUGUUGCCAUUUGUUGAAUGUAAAAGUACAUUUACUUAAAUCCUGCACUUAAUAGCAUUUUUAAGGAACAUGUGUUUUACUUGAGUGUUUCCUCUUUACUAUUUCCUUCUUCUCAACUACAUUUCAGAAAUAUUUCCCUUUUUUUAAAUCUACUACAUUUAUUUGACAAGCGUGGUUUGCUGAAUAAGAUCUUACAUAACAUAUGAUGAACUUGUAAACUACAAUACAUUGUUAUUGUCAUUGAAUACAUAGCUCCAAGUCGGCCAGCUUUAACAAUACAAUGAUAGAUUAAUGCAUCAGUAAUACAGUAGUAAUAUAAUUCAUAAAGAUCUAAUAUUUUAACACUCAGAUGCCAUUUUUCUAUAAAAUGAUUAGUUUUGCUCAUAAUACUUUCAAAUUUGAAAGACAGGACAGGACCUGUAACGCAGUAUAAUUAGCUAUACAAUGAUUAACAUUGUUGUAUGGAUAUGUUUACGUAAAUAAAGGACCGGAAUACUUCUCCUAUCACUGCUUGUGGAAUCUUUGGUUCCAUAUUAUCCACACAAUGGAAAUGGACUGGGCUCAGGGCUAUUUUAACUAGGCCGUUGGACUUUAAAAUGUUUCUAUCUACCGUACACAGUGCACAGUGAAUAAUUUCUUUCUGCUGAGCAAGCAUCUUGUGUCUUGAAGUAGUUAGUUUCUCUGAUGAUGAAUCCAAUUUCCAGCAAAAUAACUCAAAUCCACCUAAUUUUAAAAUAAUGAUCAUGCAUUUCUGCUUCUUUCUCCCAAGCUCUCUCCCUCACCUUCUCCCCUCCUUUCCCAUAGUAGAAAAAUCCAAAGUAAUGUCAACAUCUAACUUAUAGUUUUUCACUCAGUGGCAAGCCGUCAUACAUACGCUCACAUGAAAGCAAAGUUUUCAAUGUAAUAUUUCAGAAUCAGCCAUUUUUUAAGUCAAAAUAGUAUUUUCAACACACCAGCAAAAACCAUGUUUCCAGGUCUUGUACUUUCCCAACUUCUUAGUCACUCAAUAUGUUGCAACUGCCUGUCCUUGACAAAGGUCUGCGUAGCGAUGGCUCCUUGUUUACUUAAUAAGUAAUGAUUAGAUUGGGGGACUCUGCGCCCCAAAUGACUCACCAUUUUGCAAGUGAACCCAGCUGAAUCUGAUAUAAGGAGCAGUCUUGCUGAUACUCAUUCAACUAGAAAACAAGAGAUAAUGAAUGCCCGGUGUGCCCUUGCUUUCUUCUGGUUGGCAUGUUUCUGCCAUGGCACUCUCUCCUGCCCGGCUCUUUGCAAGUGCUACUCCAGAAGAGCUGAGGUGGUCUGUAACGAGGUCCCCCUGACAGAGUACCCCUCCGAGGGUCUCCCGAAGAACACCACCAUGUUGACAAUCCAGUUCACAAAUAUCACCAACAUCUCUGAGCAGCAUCUAAGAGCCACUCCCCUGCUGAAAGGGCUCCACCUGUACAACAACCACCUGCAGCACCUUUCCUCUAAACUUCUCCGAGGCGUUCCUCACCUCAACACUUUGGAUCUCACAGGAAACAAACUGACUGACCUGCCUGCAGAUGUCUUCAGCCAUGCCCCCCUCCACACAUUGGUGCUUAAGAAUAAUCUGAUUGAAAAUGCAGAUGCAGAGUGGCUCCCUGAUAACAGCAGCAUCACCUGGUUGGACUUAUCUGGAAAUCGUUUAAGAAAGUUCAGAAAUGCAUUGUUCCUGAAGUUGCCGCACCUUGAGAAUCUUGACCUUUCCGACAACAGUCUGGAGGGGAUCUCUGCCAAUGCUCUGGACCCGCUGACCAAACUUGAGAGGCUAAACCUGCAGGACAACAAGCUACACACCCUAGAUGCAUCUCUACUUCAGAGCACCCGCAACCUCACCUAUCUGUUCCUCUCUCGGAACAAACUCAGCGCAAUCCCCCCACACCUUUUUCAGCAGCUCUCUCAGCUCAGAGUCCUGAGUCUGGAUGACAACCAGCUGAGCCACAUCCCUCCCAGUUUGCUGGACCCUCUGAACUCCUUGGACGAUGAGGGUCUGGACCUUUCGGCCAACCCCUGGCUGUGUGACGGGAAGAUGAAGUACCUCUGGAGGUGGCUUCAGAAGAACAAGACGAAGCUCUUCCUACCAGAGUACAUCGUAUGUGCUGGACCUCAGUCUCUAUCAGGCCGCUCAGUGAUGUCACUGACUGAAAGUGAACUAAAUCUUCAGUCUUAAAACUUUUCCAUCCUCAUAUUG
Xiphias gladius (swordfish) is the source of this 3683-nucleotide messenger RNA. RefSeq names its product leucine-rich alpha-2-glycoprotein-like. The coding region runs from base 2664 to 3662 and encodes 332 amino acids. Gene Ontology annotation, molecular function: protein binding. Lineage: Eukaryota; Metazoa; Chordata; Actinopteri; Istiophoriformes; Xiphiidae. Gene Ontology annotation, cellular component: plasma membrane. The transcript has 2 exons. The record is from RefSeq and is a predicted model, not a curated record.